CGCCCCGCCGCGUGCCCACCCCCGCGCGGCUGCUGCAGCCUAAGCUAGGUCGACCACAGCCUGUCCGCGGAGCGGGUGCCUGAGCCCCGGCGGCGAGGAGCUCGUCGUGGGGCUCCUGGGCCGCGGCGGCGGGCAGGCGAUGCUCCAGAGGCUUGAGCAGCCAUGGAGGCCGAGACGGGCGGCCUGGAGGAGCUGACGGAUGAAGAGAUGGCGGCUCUGGGCAAGGAGGAGCUGGUGCGGCGCCUGCGGCGGGAGGAGGCGGCGCGCCUGGCGGCUCUGGUGCAGCGCGGCCGCCUCAUGCAGGAGGUGAAUCGGCAGCUACAGGGUCACCUGGGCGAGAUCCGCGAGCUCAAGCAGCUCAACCGGCGUCUACAGGCCGAGAACCGCGAGCUGCGCGACCUCUGCUGCUUCCUAGACUCGGAGCGCCAGCGCGGGCGGCGAGCCGCUCGCCAGUGGCAGCUCUUCGGGACCCAAGCAUCACGAGCCGUGCGCGAGGAUCUAGGCGGUUGUUGGCAGAAGCUGGCCGAGCUGGAAGGCCGCCAGGAGGAGCUGCUGCGGGAGAACCUGGCCCUUAAGGAGCUCUGCCUGGCGCUGGGCGAGGAGUGGGGCCCCCGCGGCGGUACCGGCGGCUCGGGGGGCUCUGGCGCUGGGCCGACACCCGAGCUGGCCUUGCCCCCCUGCGGUCCCCGUGACCUGGGCGAUGGAAGCUCCAGUACCGGCAGCGUGGGCAGCCCCGAUCAGUUGCCCCUGGCCUGCUCCCCAGAUGAUUGAGGGCACAGCUUCGCGCUGACGCCCGCCCGGAUUGCUUCUCCCGCGCGGAGACUGCGGUGGACCUCGGCACCCGGACGCCGCCCCCGCUGCGUACGAGGGGCCGCUGGCAUGGACUUAGAAACCCUAACACUGAGGAGGGCCCCUGGCGCUCGCUGGCGGGGCAGGAGGGGGACUGGAGGCUGGAGCGGAGGGACUUGCUGGGGGCUGGGUGGAGGCUAAUAAACUGAGGCGGA
This is a messenger RNA of Mesoplodon densirostris (Blainville's beaked whale), 1004 nucleotides long. It is a transcript of the gene CCDC85B, whose product is annotated as coiled-coil domain containing 85B. The record is from RefSeq and is a predicted model, not a curated record. Gene Ontology annotation, biological process: negative regulation of DNA-templated transcription. The coding region runs from base 163 to 771 and encodes 202 amino acids. NCBI's taxonomy places the organism in Eukaryota, Metazoa, Chordata, Mammalia, Artiodactyla, Ziphiidae. Gene Ontology annotation, cellular component: nucleus. The transcript has a single exon.